Molecule: messenger RNA, 1056 nt
Organism: Aspergillus calidoustus
Lineage: Eukaryota; Fungi; Ascomycota; Eurotiomycetes; Eurotiales; Aspergillaceae
Source: the annotation of a GenBank genome assembly
AUGUCCGAACUUACCCUCUCCACCCCGCUGUGCAAGGCACUGGGAAUCAAAUACCCCAUCAUCCUCGCUGGGAUGGCGCGCGCUUCUGGGGGUCCGCUUGCGGCUGCUGUCUCGAAUGCCGGGGGGUUGGGCUGUGUCGGUGGGCUCGGAUACACGCCAGCCCAGUUGCAGGAGAUAAUCGACGACCUCAAAUCAAACCUAACUGACAAAUCUCUCCCCUUCGCCAUCGACCUCGCCCUCCCAAAGGUCGGUCCGGGCGCCCGAAAGACAAACUACGACUACACGCACGGACAGCUUGACGAACUCAUCGAAGUAACCGUCCGCAACGGCGCGAAACUCUUCGUCUCCGCCGUCGGCGUGCCCCCCAAACGGGUCAUUGACCGUCUGCACGCUGCCGGAAUUCUUGUCAUGAAUAUGGUCGGGCACCCGAAGCACGCGGAGAAGGCGCUCCAGGCGGGCGUUGAUCUUCUCUGUGCGCAGGGGGGCGAGGGCGGGGGGCAUACGGGGAAUAUCGCGAAUAGUAUUCUAAUCCCGGCUGUUGUUGAUGUUGCGAGGAGGUAUCGUUCGCCGCUUACGGGUGAGCCCGCGAUGGUUGUUGCAGCGGGGGGGAUCCAUGAUGGGCGUGGACUGGCGAGUAGUCUUAUGCAGGGAGCCAUGGGCGUCUGGGUUGGGACGCGCUUCCUCGCGUCGCAGGAGAGUGGUGCAAGUAACCUGCACAAAGAGGCUGUUACAACGGCUGGCUUCGACGAUACAGUCCGCACGCUGAUUGUCUCUGGUCGACCGCUCCGCGUCCGUGUGAACGAUUAUGUUCGGAAGUGGGAGGAGGGGCAGCCGGAGAAAAUCCGCGAGCUCACAGACCGGGGGAUUAUUCCAUUGGCGUAUGAUGAGGAGAAUGGGGUCGAGACGGAUCGGCCGUUCCUUAUGGGCCAGGUUUCAGCCGUUAUUGGGGACCUGCCGCCGGCGGGGAGCAUCGUCGAAGGGAUGGUGAAGCAGGCGGUUGAGCAGUUGAAGGUCGGGGAAGGGUAUUUGAGGCCGCAGGUGAGGUCGGCGUUGUGA